This is a messenger RNA of Notechis scutatus (mainland tiger snake), 1166 nucleotides long. It is a transcript of the gene CACNG3, whose product is annotated as calcium voltage-gated channel auxiliary subunit gamma 3. Gene Ontology annotation, cellular component: postsynaptic density membrane; AMPA glutamate receptor complex. The record is from RefSeq and is a predicted model, not a curated record. Lineage: Eukaryota; Metazoa; Chordata; Lepidosauria; Squamata; Elapidae. Gene Ontology annotation, biological process: regulation of AMPA receptor activity; positive regulation of synaptic transmission, glutamatergic; neurotransmitter receptor internalization. Gene Ontology annotation, molecular function: channel regulator activity; voltage-gated calcium channel activity.
AUGAGGAUGUGUGAGCGCGGCGUCCAGAUGCUGAUCACCACCCUGGGCGCCUUCGCCGCCUUCAGCCUCAUGACCAUCGCGGUGGGCACCGACUACUGGCUCUACUCCCGCGGCGUCUGCAGGACCAAGUCCAGCAGCGACAACGACACCAGCCGGAAGAACGAGGAAGUCCUGACGCACUCGGGCUUGUGGCGGACCUGCUGCCUGGAAGGGACCUUCCGAGGAAUCUGCAAGCAGAUCAAUCAUUUUCCAGAAGAUGCUGAUUAUGAACAGGAUGCGGCUGAGUAUCUCUUGCGUGCCGUAAGAGCCUCCAGCAUCUUCCCCCUCCUCAGCGUGGGACUCCUGUUCUUCGGAGGGCUCUGCGUGGCGGCCAGUGAGUUCUACAAGAGCAAACUCAACGUCAUCCUGAGCGCAGGAAUCUUCUUCGUUUCCGCAGGGCUCAGCAACAUCAUUGGGAUCAUAGUUUACAUCUCGGCCAACGCAGGGGACCCCGGGCAGAGUGACUCCAAGAAGAGCUAUUCCUACGGGUGGUCUUUCUACUUUGGUGCCCUCUCCUUCAUCAUUGCCGAGAUGGUUGGUGUUGUUGCUGUCCACAUGUACAUCGAGAAGCACCGCCAGAUCCGGGCCAAAUCUCACUCCGUGGCCCUCCUGAAGAAGUCCACCUUUGCCCGCCUGCCCACCUAUCGGUACCGGUUCCGACGGCGAUCCAGCUCUCGCUCCACAGAGCCUCGGUCGAGGGACCUGUCUCCCAUUGGCAAAGGCUUUAACACCAUCCCAUCCACCGACAUCUCCAUGUUCACUCUUUCCAGGGAUCCUUCCAAGGUGACUAUUGGGACUUUGCUGAACUCAGAGAGAGAUCACGGUUUUUUACAGAUCCACAACUCCCUCCCUAAAGAGUUCAAGGAAUCUUUGCAUAACAACCCCGCUAACAGACGAACCACUCCUGUCUGAGCCCAACCUGUCCCUGGAUGGCCUUGGAUCGGACCGCCGGAGAUGCCGUGUGUACAGAGGUGUAACAUUGAGACUGCAUGUGUGACCCACCCUCCCCUUCGAUGGCGUAACCAGCAAAACCUUGUUUCUAAAGAGUAACCCUCGCUGUGCUCCCUCUCCACGGGCAGCCUAGAUCUGAACUGGAGGCUGUUUAGGGUUCCGCAUCCUAAACUGCC